UGGAAAGACUGUUCUUGGAGAGAAAUAUGUUUAUGCCGUCAUAUCAUUAAGUGAGAGCAGCAGCUGCAGUGACAGUUGAGGGCGAUGAGCACCAGCGUCGAGGCAAGCUGUAAUGAGGAGAGGGUGGGGGUGCAAUUCUGGAAGAUUCUGCAGGAAUCUUCCGAGUGGACCCCAUUUCAGUCGUUUAUUGUGGGGACUGUUUCUGUGCUAGCUGGUUAGCCUUCCCAGGCAAAGCCACUACGCAACGUUACACACUGUGGCGGGGACUAACGGGUUUAGGAGCCAAUGACUGGAAUACACUGAAAACGUUACCUACUGCAAAGAUGUCAAAGAGACCAUCCUAUGCCCCUCCUCCUCCCCCUGCCCCUGCAACUCAAAUGCCCAACACUACUGGGUUUGUGGGGUACAACCCAUACAGCCACCUGGCCUACAACAACUACAGACUGGGAGGGAGCCAAAGCAGCAACAGUCGGGUAACGAAUUCUUCUGGAAUAAAUAUCCCAAAGCCACCCAAACCACCGGAUAAGCCAUUGAUGCCAUAUAUGAGAUAUAGUCGUAAGGUUUGGGAUCAAGUAAAAGCCUCCAAUCCUGAUCUGAAGCUAUGGGAAAUUGGGAAGAUAAUCGGUGGCAUGUGGAGGGACCUCACUGAUGAGGAGAAACAGGAUUAUUUGAAUGACUACGAAGCAGAGAAGAUUGAAUAUAAUGAGAGCAUGAAGGCCUAUCACAACUCGCCGGCCUACUUGGCCUAUGUCAAUGCAAAAAGCCGGGCUGAGGCAGCUCUAGAAGAGGAGAGCCGCCAGAGGCAGUCCAGACUGGACAAGGGCGAGCCUUACAUGAGUAUUCAGCCAGCGGAGGAUCCAGAUGAUUACGACGACGGGUUUUCUAUAAAGCACUCAGCUGCGUCUCGUUUCCAACGCAACCACCGCCUGAUCAGCGAGAUCCUUAGCGAGAGCGUAGUACCAGAUGUGCGGUCAGUUGUUACCACGGCUCGCAUGCAAGUCCUCAAACGCCAGGUCCAGUCUUUGAUGGUGCACCAGAGAAAGUUGGAGGCAGAAUUGCUUCAGAUUGAAGACCGCCACCAGGACAAGAAAAGAAAAUUCAUCGAAGCCACAGAGUCGUUCACAAAUGAGCUCAAAAGGUUGUGCUGUAUGAAGGUGGAAGUGGACAUGGAGAAGAUUUCUGCAGAGAUUGCUGCAGCAGAAGAAGCAGCGCGCAAACGGGUGGCAGAAAGAGAGAAGGAUGCGGGAGACCGAGGUGCAAGAGAGGCCCCCACCUGUGUCUUAGCAGAAGAAGAAAAACAUAUUUGUGCAACACAUGGCAGCAAGUCCCAGCAAAACUCUCUCAGUGAAAGCAGCAACAAGGAAGGCGAGGAUACAGAAUCCAACACCACAGAUACACCAGGGAAGCCAAAGGCCUCAGAGGUGCUUGAGGCUCAUCCAGGCAGUGAGGAGGGGGCAUCAGAGGACAAGGAGAGCGUGCCCGAGGGAGCCAUGGAGGAGGGAACCAGCGACAGUAACACAGGCUCAGAGACCGCCUCUGCUCAGGCAGAAGAUGCCCCGGCUGAGCCAUCAGAGGGCCCCAGCAAAGCAAGAGCAGCCCACUGAGUCCAGCACGACCGUCUGUGAUGACUGGCUGUCAUUACGUCUGGCCUGACAUCAUCCUCAGAUAACAUAUAUUGCACAGUAUCAUCUCAGAUUGUCAAAGCAUAUAAACAGUUCAGAGGGGCUCAUUGUUUAACAAGCCUGAAGCAAAGCUGAUGCUCUAGAGGAGUUUGUAAACACCACGGCUCACAGACAUGCGCUGAAUUCAAAUAAAUGACAAAUGCAAAACACUUGAAGCCGACAAGCAAUGGUCCUGUCUAAAACCAACGGCUUCUAAGUGCGCCACAUAAGCCCAUGUGAAAGCACUAUAUAUAGGCCUCAUUGCCAUUUGGAAGAACCCAUACAGGCCCUCCUUAGCACAUAUCGAUACAUAUCUCUAGCACUAUGUAUGACAGAGCCCAGAUGAAAAAAGCUGUCACAUGAAACAAACAUUGUUCAGUGUUAUAUUUAACGUUGUCCUUUUGUAUUGUAGUGUCAUUGUUGCUUUUAUUGUUAUUUUUGCAUGUAUUUUUGCAAUUUUUCAAAAUAAGUUGGUACACUUGUGAAGAGUGGAGCUGGUUGACCAAUAUUUGUUUACUCUCUGUAUCAGUAUUACAGUGACGGUAUUGUCUCAGGAGUUUGUAGUCAUUAGUAGAAGUUAUUUUUGUUAUUUAUUAUCAGCAUUUUUAUUAUACUUGUGUAUUGGUUGUCUUGGGCCCGGCCCAGUUCAGUCCAUAUGUAUAUCACAUGAUCAUCAAUGCUGUACAAUGCUCGACUACCAGUGUUCUCAAGUUUGCUAGCUGUCAAUCAAAUCAAAAGCAGUACGCUUAGAACAUUUGUGUUAUGAUCAAUAUUGCAAUUUUCAGCAGAAGACUUUUAAAUGUACCGUAAUUGUGCACACAGUGUAACGAGGUUUGCUUAAACAUGGAUUUUCAUGUCGUAAAACAGCUUGAACAGUCAUAAACAUGCAGUCUUAAAAUGAAUUUCCUUUUGCAUAUUUAUACCAAUAAAAUUUUCUACCCUAAA
Messenger RNA from Micropterus dolomieu (smallmouth bass), 2606 nucleotides. Its product is annotated as SWI/SNF-related matrix-associated actin-dependent regulator of chromatin subfamily E member 1-like. The record is from RefSeq and is a predicted model, not a curated record. Gene Ontology annotation, cellular component: SWI/SNF complex. The transcript has 11 exons. Gene Ontology annotation, molecular function: nucleosomal DNA binding; nuclear receptor binding. Bases 324 to 1604 code for a protein of 426 amino acids. Lineage: Eukaryota; Metazoa; Chordata; Actinopteri; Centrarchiformes; Centrarchidae. Gene Ontology annotation, biological process: negative regulation of DNA-templated transcription.